This is a messenger RNA of Mesorhabditis spiculigera, 843 nucleotides long. Lineage: Eukaryota; Metazoa; Nematoda; Chromadorea; Rhabditida; Rhabditidae. The record is from the annotation of a GenBank genome assembly.
AUGUCUCCGUUCAGAAUGAUCUCGUUGAGACGGACGAGCACAAAGCGGUUACAUAGACUGCCCUCAAAACCUGGCGAAAUCCUGCAUGAGGGCCAGUCCUGUCCGAAUAGCCCGGCGGUAAAAAAGGCGUAUAGGCUUGUCGUCGUCGGUUCCCCGCGAAGCGGCAAAACCGCGAUGAUCCGCGGCGAGGUGUAUCAACUCGACGUCAUCGAUUGUAGCGGAAAUGAUCCAUUUCCUGCUGCGAGAAAAUUAUGUUAUUUAUCGGGUGAUAUGUUUCUGGUGGUGGCCUCCGUGGAUCAGCCAUAUUCCAUCGAGGCCAUGACGGAUUUGGCGAACCAGAUUGUGGAUUGUAAGUCAAACAACUCCGAGUCGCGGGUGCCAAUAAUUUUCUGCUUGAACAAGACGGAUUUGCCGGAUAGCCGAUGGGAGGUGUCCCAGGGGGAAGCCGAAGCGAGAUUGGCCCAAACAGAGUUUUCCAUCGAACAAUUAUAUCAGUGUUCAGCGGCUACCGGAGAAAAUGUUGAUAAGGCCCUAGGAAAGCUCUUCCAAAUGGCCAAAUGCCCCAAACACAUGAACCCCGAGUUGCAUAAAAUGCUGAGGAAUGAGUUGUCGGCCGAUGGAGAAACAAGUACAUCUACCGGGUCGAAAAACGUGUUGCGGCGGAUGCGAUCAAAAUUUAGCAAGGACGGCGAUGACGAAUUGGCUGUCUAUACCGACGUCAACGCCAGACGCCCAUCUCUUCGCACAGAUCUUCUGAUGAAUCGUGCCAAGACCUCGGUCCACAAGCGUGAAUCUAACGGAUUCCGCGGCGAUCCGGCGGCCAGCGCAAAGUGUACGAUCAUG